GGAGUCGACAGCAAGCAAAUUAAAAGAAAAGGAUUUUCGCAUAGUGAAAAACUCUUUAUCGCAUGAACUGUUCUAUCAUGUCCUGGUGGAUAUGCAAUAGAAAAUACUAAGUGUGUGAACUGUCACCCUGGUUAUUAUGGUGAGAAUUCUGUAUGUGAGCUCUGUUACCAUCAAACUUAUGAAGCUAAUUUUGCAUCCAGCUCGUGUACGAAUUGUCCGAUGUUCCACAUGUCUGAUGUUGGUGCAAAGUCAUUAGAUGAAUGUUCAGCUGGGAUUGCUAUUUAUAUUUGCCUAGCAGUUGCAAUUGUAUUGGUUGUAGUCAUCUGUAUUAUUGUGGCUGUCUACCAGAUUAUUAUUAGAUGUUGUAAAGGAAGCGCUCACUAUAUCCAUCUUCAAACUAUGAAAGACACUGUAGCAAACUCUCUAGCUACUGCUACAGAGAAUGUGAAGACAGCGGCUGAUGACCUAACAUUCAAAGCUGAAAUGGCCACUGUUGAGGUCAAAGACAAGAUUAAGAAAUCGCGGAACCCAUUCAAGAGAAAGAAGAAGAAGAAGCAGAAAAAUAUAUUCUCAUUUUUUGACAAAAAGAGUAGCCAGGAUUCCAACGUGUACUACCAAGAAGGUUACUAUGAUGAGAAAAAUCUAUUUCAUUACUAUGACGACUCUGCUCAUUACUUUGAUGAGCAUGGUAAUCAGUUUGAUAUUGAUUUUGAGCAUCAACAUCAUUUUUUCAACCCAAACGAGAAACCACAUCACCCUGAAGACGGUUUAACAAAUACGGAGCUUCAACCUUCAUCUGCAGGGCGUCCUGUUCCUCCUCCACCUCCUUCAUCCAGACCCCAAUACCCCACUGAUGAACAGACUUCAUCAACUGAUGAUGUAUUCCAGUCACUUCCUCCACAGAGUCCCCCUACAGACCCACCUGCAUCGGAUUGGUAA
Molecule: messenger RNA, 939 nt
Organism: Saccoglossus kowalevskii
Lineage: Eukaryota; Metazoa; Hemichordata; Enteropneusta; Harrimaniidae
Source: RefSeq, a predicted model, not a curated record